AUGGAAGUUAUGCUUGAUCGCAUCCGUCCGUUGAAUGAGAUCCCCUUUAUCCUAGCGAUAGAAAUAGAGCCUCAAGUUUUGAUCGACAACCGUACUUUGAGAAUGUUCAAGUCCGUGUUUUCUGGUGGAUUCCGACUGCUCGGGGUGCGUCACAUGUCAACGCCGUCUCGCUUAGAGAAAUGUUUAAACAGCGUCACACUCAUGGGAAGAACUGGUGCUGCUCCGCAAAUGCGAGGGUCUGAUGCUCAUCCAGUUGUGAACUUUAGUCUUGCGACGCACAAUUUUCAGAAAUUGGAAUCCGGAGAUACGCAACAAAAAACCGAAUGGCAUCGCGUUGCAGUUUUCAGGCCGCAUUUGCGAGAUCUCGUUCAUCGCUACUUGGGGAAAGGCCAGAGAGUGUUGGUGCAAGGUCGCCUCAUGUACGGAGAAAUUACGGAUGCUCAGGGUGUACAACGACAAACAACAACGAUCGUCGCGGACGAAGUCAUUUUCCUUACCAAAACGGAAGGAGAUAAGGCAGAGGACUACAUGGAAGCCUGAUGAAACUCGUGCUGGAAUCUUGCCGAACUGUGGUCGAAAAGUUUUUUUUGCUUUUGUUACAAGUUGAUAUUUAGGGCCUGAAUUUUU
This is a messenger RNA of Notodromas monacha, 627 nucleotides long. NCBI's taxonomy places the organism in Eukaryota, Metazoa, Arthropoda, Ostracoda, Podocopida, Cyprididae. The record is from the annotation of a GenBank genome assembly.